UUGGAACGGGAAAUUUUCCACUCUGACUGUUUUUUCUGUAAUUUCAUCGUCACGAAUUCAGAUCCGUCCGAACCCAUCAACACACCCCGGCAUGGUGUUGAUUUCAUUGGUCCGCUAUGGUUACCACGUACCUACAAGGUUACCUGCUGCCGUGGUGGGGCACCGGUCGCCGAGAACCCUGAGGGUUCCUUUCUGCUCUCAGCGACAGCUCUAUUCAACUUUAGUUUCAGUGGCUAUGGCGUGCGAUGCAAAUGUCCAGAAACUGCGGAUGUGCUGGAUAGGCAUUGUCGAAAGUUGGCACCAUGCCAAAAUAAUGGCUAUAGAUCACAGUCGUUAGGCAUGAUUUGUGCAUGCAGUGAGCCGUAUUUCGGUGAAUUCUGUGACAAAAUCUGCGAUCAGGGACAGAUUCUGAAAGGAGUCGACGGUCGAAGUUACUGUAGCUGUUUGCCAUUUUACCAGGGCGAACAAUGUACAGACAUGGUGUGCCUCAAUGGUGGGGUGGAAAUGCAUGGACGAUGCACAUGCCCACCAACGUUUGUUGGCUAUCACUGUGAAAUUGAUGCUAAUCGAACUAAUAAACAAGGAGGACGAUAUCAACGUUUCGGAGAGAGCAACGAAAUGUUCACUCGUGAUAUUAGCGGCACUGUCUUCAGUCUAGUGAUGAUUAUCGUACUGGUAGUAUCUAUGUAUUUGCUCAUGAAACACAGAAUGCAGGUCCAAUCCCGGUACACGGCAUCGCGACGCGACGAAAUGGCCCGCGCGGCGGCUAUUUACGGUAUUGCUCGAAGGGGAGACGUAAUUUCACCAGAAGACUUACGAAUUGCACCAUUUGUUGCCGCCGGUAUUGAUGGACCACCGCCAUAUGUGCUACAUUCCUAUGCAACUCGAAUGCGCGGUGACAUCCUGCCUCCACUUCCUUCUUACGAGGACGCUACAAAGGAUGCACCGAUAAGGUAUCAUAAUCUAAUUAUUGGCUUCGAUCGUUAUUACAUCAGCUGA
Haemonchus placei is the source of this 999-nucleotide messenger RNA. The record is from the annotation of a GenBank genome assembly. Lineage: Eukaryota; Metazoa; Nematoda; Chromadorea; Rhabditida; Trichostrongylidae.